This is a messenger RNA of Hydra vulgaris (swiftwater hydra), 1366 nucleotides long. RefSeq lists its product as uncharacterized. Lineage: Eukaryota; Metazoa; Cnidaria; Hydrozoa; Anthoathecata; Hydridae. The record is from RefSeq and is a predicted model, not a curated record.
AUGUCUGAUGAAGACCAUCAUAAAAGUCCUUAUGCUUUAAAGUCACUAAAUAUUGGUGGUGUAACACAGUUUGGACUUGACUUUAUGCAUUUAGGUUGUCUUGGAGUUAUGAGAAGAUUCUUAUUAUAUUGGAAAGGACCAAUUGGUCCUCUAAAUGUUCGAAUUAGUUCACGAAAUGUUUCUAAAUUGUCUGACAAGUUGUUGAGUUACGUUGCAUAUACUCCAUAUGAGUUUGCAAGAAAACCAAGAACUUUAAGUGAGAUAAUGCAAUGGAAAGCAACUGAAUUUAGAUUGUUUUUGUUGUAUUUAGGUCCAUUUGCACUAGAUGGAGUUCUACCAACAAAUUUGCUUGAUCAUUUUUUGUUGUUGUUUGUUGCAUCUAGGAUUCUUACUAGUUCUGAGCUCUCAAAGAACUACACAGAUUUUGCAAACAAUUUAUUAGUUGAUUUUGUCAAUAAGGCUGCUAAUCUUUAUGGACAAGAGUGUCUAGUAUAUAAUGUGCAUUCAUUAGUUCAUAUAGCACAAGAUGUAAAAUAUUUAGGACCAUUAGAUGAGUUUAGUAAUUUUCUAUAUGAAAAUAUGCUUGGUCAAAUAAAAAAACUAAUUCGAAAACCUCAAACCCCCAUCCAACAAUUACUGCGUCGACUUGAAGAAAAACAAAAUUUUCACAAUGAACGGGAAGAUAUAAAAAAGACAUUUCCUAUCUUAACAAACGAACAUUUUGAAGGAAUUCUUAUAAAUACCGAAGAAUUUAAUGUAAGACAAUAUUUACAGCUUCAAACAGAGCGUUGGUAUUUUAAAACAUCUGAAGGUAACAACUGUUUUAUUGCAAAAGAUGGAAGUGUCAAUCUUAUUCGGAAUAUUACUAAAAAAGGAAGUGAUAUAAAUUUAAUAUGUCAAAGCUUUAACACUGUUUCUGAUGCUUUCUCUUUUCCAUUGCCUUCUUCAAGACUAAGUAUUUGUAAAGUACUUAGAAACAAAUUUGCUUCAUUGAAAAGUUGCCAGAUAACCGAUAUUGUUAGUAAAUGCAUGUGUUUACCUUACUCAGAAGAUUUCUUCAUUAUUAUUCCUAUACUGCAUUGAUUUAAUACAAUACUUACAACACAUCAUAUAAAGAUGAGCAUUUGAAUGCUCGAUUUUCUCUGAAGAGAAGUAAAGAAUAUUUGUAAUGAAAAUGGCUACAAAGACGAAAAGAACGUUAUUAUGUUAAAAUAUAUUGUGUGAACUUAAUUAUAAAUAUCAUGACAAAUUUUGAUUUUUCUUUAUGUUAAAAAGUUAAAGAUGCUUUUUUGAUCAGCAUUAAUGUUUGAUCUUUAUUUAUCAAAGUUUAUGCAAACUUAUAUAGAGAGAAAAAAUUUAUAAUUGC